Messenger RNA from Symbiodinium sp. CCMP2592, 1055 nucleotides. Lineage: Eukaryota; Dinophyceae; Suessiales; Symbiodiniaceae. The record is from the annotation of a GenBank genome assembly.
GUCCUGGCACGGCAGCGUCCUCCGAAGACGCCCAUUUCAACUCCAUCGAGGCAAUCCUGCGCAAACUGUCGGAGACCGUGGCAUCGUAUUCCGGACGACUUGAUGCCUCCAAUUUCAGGCUCGAGAAAGUGGAGGACGUGGAACGCACCUUGCUGAAACAGCUGGGCGGUCACACGGGCGGAGGUGAGCACAAAGGCCACGAUGAAGGCUCAGCCAACAAAUCGUCAGCUCCUAGCGCUUCUUCUGAGGAAAAGGACAAGGAUAUCCCCUUCGAACCCAGCCAUCCGAAGAUUCCUCCGUACAUGAAUACCUCGGGACGCUCCAAGUACUGGAUGCACGGAGACUCUGACGCAGCGCAUCGAGUGUCGCAGAAGCCCAUCCACCCUCACACGCAGGAGGAUGCCAUCCUUAGCACCGAGGAGGUCCUGGCCCUGGGUCCCGACGAGGUGGCGCAAGUCUUGACCCACGACCGCAAGCUGCUCGCCACCGUCACUGCGCGCCUGAGCAGUGGCAAGGAGCUCGCCGACCUCGUGUUCGGCACCGAUUCUGCAGAGCUGCCACAGGGGCAGCCGACGGAGAAGGCUCUCAAGGCCAUCCUGACUGACCCAGAGCUGGCCAAGAAAGCGAUCAACCUGACAAUGACCACCCUCAGCCGAGGCGUCUCGAAGCUGGCGGCUGGCAAGACCUUCGCCGACGAGGUCUUUGGUUCGGACACCAGCCGCCUGAUCGGCGAGGCGUUUCAUCCCACAGAAGCGCCCGAGGAGGAGGUGCCCAGCGCCAUCAUACCGGAGAAGGCCGCGACGACUGCUGCUCCGGGUGAGGAGAAGGCCCCGACGACGGCUGCCGCCACUGGGGGCAGCAGGGUCUCGGGUGCCCCAGCGGUGCCGACAAAGGAAGGUGCGAAGGGCGAGACCACCACGGAAGAAGCCGGGAUCAGCACCACGGCGCCCGAGGAAGGGAUGAAGGUCUUCGGUGUGGACUUGCCAAGCCUGCCCGUGGAGAUUCCCGAGCUGCAGCUUCCCCAUGUGCCUAAUCCUUUCGACCUUUUCAGAUGA